Molecule: messenger RNA, 679 nt
Organism: Ceraceosorus bombacis
Lineage: Eukaryota; Fungi; Basidiomycota; Exobasidiomycetes; Ceraceosorales; Ceraceosoraceae
Source: the annotation of a GenBank genome assembly
AUGGGUAGUCGGCAACAGAGGGUGAUGGUGCAACCCAUCAAUGUCAUUUUCAAGUUCCUCCAACAAAAGACGCGCGUUUCGAUUUGGCUGUACGAUAAUUUGGACUUCAAGUUGGAAGGGGUCAUUAUCGUGAGUAGUUUAGACGUAGGUCUUUCGAUGCACGGGCGCUCAUGUGUCUGUUGCUCGUGAGUAGCCGCAUUCGACUUGAUUGAACUACUCUCAUCUUCGAUCCUCCAUCCUCCAUCCAUCAUCAGGGCUUCGACGAGUUUAUGAACGUGACAUUGGCAGAGGCGGAAGAGGUGCACAUCAGGAAAGAAAAGGCGGGUCAAAGAGCCGAAUUAGGUGAGAUACAAGACUCGACAAAAGCGCCUCCUGGUUCGUGGGUGGAGGGGGAUCUGGGAUGCAAGGGGAGAGACACAAAGACUCACGCGGUCACGUCUGGCCAAAUAUGUUGGUAGAUGUUUGGGAAAAGACGAGAGGUGCAUGGGGCGACGGCGCACAGCGGCCAGAGCUGGGUCGGGCUCGGAGGCACGACGACUGUGCGAGCAGUCGACUGGCCGGUCCAGUACCUUCACUUACCGUCUUGCUUUCUCGACUGACGGCAUCUCCCCGCGACCUCGAAUCAGGGAGAAUCUUGCUCAAGGGGGACAAUAUAAGCGUCUUGACGGUGGCUCAAUAG